AGUUGGCUCUUCGCAUAUCAUGGCUCCUCCAAGGACCUUUACUGCUGCCACGGCUGCUACUGUCGCUCUCUGCGCAUGCAUCGCCGUCAUUCAGAUGCGCUCGCUCCCAUCUGCCCGGCUCCAGGUUGGCGAUCAAUUCAGCGAGCAUUCCAAGAAGGCUUAUGUUGCCCUUCCUGAUGCUGGAAGCUUGGGAACUGACAAGGCCUUCAUCGGCAAGGGUGACGGCUCUGGCCAGAGCACCAAGGACAAGGCCAAGUACCAGAUGCUUGCUGGAGGUGUCUCCAAGGCUCCCCACAACUGGUUGCCCUGGGCCAAGCCGGUCGCGGUCCACAAGAAGCACUGGAGACCCACCAGAGCCUCCAAGUUGGUUCCCAAGUACACUGCUGCCAAGAAGCAGCACAUGCUCGCCAUGAAGAUGCAGAGAAUGGGCCACCUCCGUGCUGCCCGUCCAGUCUUCUCCAGUGACACCCCUGGAUCCAUGAUGGGGACCAACGAUGUCUUCCUCGGUGCCCACCAGGGUGGUGAUCCUACCUUCAGCACCCAGUCCCAGGUCGCCACUCCCAGGUACGGCGUUCGUGCUGGUCCCAACGUCCGCCAGCAGCAGGCUGUUUUGAAUGUGCGCAGGGGACCAUGGCAGGUGGCUCCUAUCCGCGUCUUCAACUAAGCUCGCAAUUUUUGGACGGCGAGUGAGUUCGUAGGAUGGAAUGAAAUGAUUUUU
Messenger RNA from Guillardia theta CCMP2712, 718 nucleotides. RefSeq lists its product as hypothetical. The transcript is spliced from 12 exons. The coding region runs from base 20 to 664 and encodes 214 amino acids. The record is from RefSeq and is a predicted model, not a curated record. NCBI's taxonomy places the organism in Eukaryota, Cryptophyceae, Pyrenomonadales, Geminigeraceae.